Molecule: messenger RNA, 858 nt
Organism: Mycotypha africana
Lineage: Eukaryota; Fungi; Mucoromycota; Mucoromycetes; Mucorales; Mycotyphaceae
Product: OSCP/delta subunit of ATPase
Exons: 5
Coding region: 85-732 (215 amino acids)
Biological process (GO): proton motive force-driven mitochondrial ATP synthesis
Cellular component (GO): membrane
Molecular function (GO): proton-transporting ATP synthase activity, rotational mechanism
Source: RefSeq, a predicted model, not a curated record
GUAAUAGCUCGUCGAUGCAAAAACCACAGAUUCUCCUCUUCUUUUACCUCGUAUUGUUUCUUAUUAGACUACCUUAAUUCAAUAAUGGCAUCUAGAUUUACACGCUUGGCUAUUGCUGCCCCCAAGUGGACCCGUGCUUAUGCUGCUGCUAAUGCUGCCCCCAUUAAGGCGCCUAUCACUCUCUUUGGUAUCGGCGGUCGUUAUGCUACAUCUCUUUACACUGCCGCUGUUCGUCAAAAUGUUUUAGAAUCAGUCGAAAAGGACUUGAACACUCUUGCUCAGGCUGUCGAAAAAGAUGCUACUUUGAAAGCAUUUUUAGAAAACCCCACCAUCAAUCGUAACCAAAAGAUGGAUGGCAUUUUAUCUGUCUUGAAAAAGUCCGGCAAGCCUAAUCAAAUCACUCAGAACUUCUUUGAAGCUUUAGCUGAGAACGGUCGUUUGGAUCACACUUCUAAGGUGACUGAAGCCUUUGCUCAAUUGAUGAGUGCUCAUCGUAAUGAAUUGCCUCUUGUUAUCACUUCCGCCAAGGCUUUGGAUAAGGCUAACUUGAACAAGGUUGUUGAAUCGCUUCAAAAAUCUAACCUUGCUCAAGGUAAGAAACUCAUUGUUUCUAAUAAGGUCAAGCCUGAUAUUCUUGGUGGAAUUAUGGUUGAAAUUGGUGAUAAAAGCAUUGAUUUGACUGUAUCUUCCAAGCUCGCCAAGUUGAGCAAGCUGGUCACUGAUUCCGUUUAAGAUGAAUUUCAAAUGUAUAAAAAAGAUAUUUGGAUACGUAUAACCUCUCACUUCCUCUAUAUUUAAGUUUCUUUUUAUAAUAAAUGUGUUGACAAAGAAGAAAAUAGAUGAACUGUCCAAGGGCCA